AAGAUUGGCAAAGCAGGAUGCAGCAGGCUUACGAGAUCGCAACCAAAUAUGCUACCUGUGUAUCAAACAGAGGGAAAAAAGGAUAUGACAAAAGAGUUUAUGGAGCUGACCUGCAGCCUGGGGGGCGUGUGCUUGUACGCAACUUAUCAGAGAGAGGAGGCCCUGGUAAGCUCAGAUCCUUUUGGGAAGAUAAAGUACACAUCAUCACAAAGAGGAGAAGUGAUAUCAGUCCAGUGUAUGAAGUAGUACCAGAAGGAGGUGGUAAAAGUCGUGUGCUGCAUAGGAACCUCCUGCUCCCCUGUGACAGUCUCCCAAUCGACAACCCAGAAAUAAGCUCAAAAAGGACUAAAAAGACUAAGUCGAGUACAUUGUCAUGUCAUCUUUGUCCACAAGAAGAAACUUCAGACAGUGAGAGGGAUGAGGAAAUGGAGCUAGUAUGCCAGUUUCCUCCUGCUCAGCACAGUGGUCACCGAGCUGUCAGCUUAAACCCAGAUGCUGAACCAUUUACACCAGACCUACAUGAUCAAGACAAUGCACCAAAAGUGAAAGAACCGCAGGCUGCAUGGAUGGACAACAUACCAGAAGAUGGAAGCCAAGACGUGGAGCUGCACCAGGAUCCUCCUGAGCUAUCUGUGGAAACGGUUUCUGAGGAAGAAGAUGAUCCAGCUGUCUCACCGCCUACAUCGAGCUAUCCAAAGAGAGAGCGCCGCCGUCCGAGGAUGCUGACCUAUCGUGCUUUGGGUGACCCUAACUCACAUGAACAUCCACAUUGCGCAGCUCAGCCGCUUCAUCCCGACGUUGCAGAGACAGGCUUUCCGGGUUCCUGGGACAACAUCUACUGGUCCAAGGCCACCGCUGUUGGUUUGCUCAGCUACUGGACAUAGUGGCUAAAAUAGAUGGCCCCGCUAGCCAGUGUAGGAAGGUGGGGCACUCUGAUAUUGUAAAU
Poeciliopsis prolifica (blackstripe livebearer) is the source of this 946-nucleotide messenger RNA. RefSeq lists its product as uncharacterized. The transcript is spliced from 2 exons. Bases 18 to 884 code for a protein of 288 amino acids. NCBI's taxonomy places the organism in Eukaryota, Metazoa, Chordata, Actinopteri, Cyprinodontiformes, Poeciliidae. The record is from RefSeq and is a predicted model, not a curated record.